GUUGCUGUUGCUUGAGCCAUGGCGCGCACGAAGCAGACGGCGCGGAAGUCGACGGGCGGGAAGGCGCCGCGCAAGCAGCUGGCCACCAAGGCGGCCCGCAAGAGCGCGCCGGCCACGGGCGGCGUGAAGAAGCCGCACCGCUACCGGCCCGGCACGGUGGCGCUGCGCGAGAUCCGGCGCUACCAGAAGUCCACGGAGCUGCUGAUCCGCAAGCUGCCCUUCCAGCGCCUGGUGCGCGAGAUCGCGCAGGACUUCAAGACGGACCUGCGCUUCCAGAGCUCGGCCGUCAUGGCGCUGCAGGAGGCGAGCGAGGCCUACCUGGUGGGGCUCUUCGAGGACACCAACCUGUGCGCCAUCCACGCCAAGCGUGUCACCAUCAUGCCCAAGGACAUCCAGCUGGCCCGCCGCAUCCGCGGUGAGCGUGCAUAAAAGUAUUAAGAACAGCACUUGUGAUCUAAAACACAUUCUCCAACAAUUAAAAGGCUCUUUUAAGAGCCACUCCAUGUACAAUAAAAGGAGCUGUUACACU
This is a messenger RNA of Rhea pennata, 529 nucleotides long. Its product is annotated as histone H3. NCBI's taxonomy places the organism in Eukaryota, Metazoa, Chordata, Aves, Rheiformes, Rheidae. The coding region runs from base 19 to 429 and encodes 136 amino acids. Gene Ontology annotation, cellular component: nucleosome. The record is from RefSeq and is a predicted model, not a curated record. The transcript has a single exon. Gene Ontology annotation, molecular function: protein heterodimerization activity; structural constituent of chromatin; DNA binding.